This is a messenger RNA of Neoarthrinium moseri, 423 nucleotides long. RefSeq lists its product as uncharacterized. Bases 1 to 423 code for a protein of 140 amino acids. The record is from RefSeq and is a predicted model, not a curated record. NCBI's taxonomy places the organism in Eukaryota, Fungi, Ascomycota, Sordariomycetes, Amphisphaeriales, Apiosporaceae. The transcript is spliced from 2 exons.
AUGCAUAUCAGCAAGUUCCUCGCUCUCCCACUCGUUGCGGUGGCUGCUGUGUCCGGGCUGGCCGUUGGCCACCCGGAGAACACAGAGUCAGGACACGGCCUGUCCAAGCGCAGCUGCUACCUCGGCGGCGUUGAAUGGGGCAAUGAAGUCGGAUUGGCGAUCAACGCUGUCGACAAAGCCUGCCGAGACAAGCUUAUUGGCAGUUACAAGGGCAAGUCGGAGCGCUCGGCGUGCUACAACCUGGGCUCGCGGAAGCGUGUCAACUUCAAUGUGCGCCGUUGGGCCGACUCUCCGGCUGACUUGACCAUUGAUGACUGCAUCAAGUACCUCCGGCUCGAGAUCGUGGGUUGUGACAUGGGUGGUAUGAGCUACCAAGGGAACUGGAGAUUCAUGUCCGACCCUAACUCUGGAGGUUGUUCUUAA